Messenger RNA from Odontomachus brunneus, 1250 nucleotides. It is a transcript of the gene Rab10, whose product is annotated as ras-related protein Rab-10. The transcript is spliced from 5 exons. The coding region runs from base 1 to 603 and encodes 200 amino acids. The record is from RefSeq and is a predicted model, not a curated record. Gene Ontology annotation, cellular component: insulin-responsive compartment; Golgi apparatus; recycling endosome. NCBI's taxonomy places the organism in Eukaryota, Metazoa, Arthropoda, Insecta, Hymenoptera, Formicidae. Gene Ontology annotation, biological process: cellular response to insulin stimulus. Gene Ontology annotation, molecular function: GTP binding; GTPase activity.
AUGGCGAAGAAGACGUACGACCUGCUGUUCAAGCUGCUGCUCAUCGGCGAUUCCGGCGUCGGCAAGACUUGCAUACUGUUCCGCUUCUCGGACGAUGCCUUCUCCACCACGUUCAUUUCUACGAUAGGUAUUGAUUUCAAAAUCAAGACAGUGGAAUUAAGAGGAAAGAAAAUCAAAUUACAAAUAUGGGACACAGCUGGACAGGAAAGAUUUCACACUAUCACAACAUCGUAUUACAGAGGAGCUAUGGGCAUUAUGCUUAUUUAUGAUAUUACUAACGAGAAAACAUUUGAAAAUAUAGUAAAUUGGUUGAGAAAAAUUGAUGAGCACGCAAAUGAAGAUGUGGAAAAAAUGAUAUUAGGAAAUAAGAGUGACAUGGAAGAUAAACGUGUUGUUAGCACUGAAAAGGGAGAGGCGAUAGCGAGAGAGCACGGCAUUAGAUUUAUGGAGACUUCCGCGAAGAUGAACAUUAACAUUGAUCGAGCAUUUAGUGAACUGGCGGAAGCGAUAUUGGACAAAACACACGGCAAGGAACCACAAGACGCGCCCGACAGAGUAACAGUGGAUCGAAGGGUAGAGCGAACUUCGAAUCGGUGCUGCUAAUUUUAUAUAUUAUUUAUUUUAACGGCGCAUAAACGAACUAUAUAUCAGCUCGUGCCACUUGGAAUAGAGUCCUCGAUAGAUUUAGAGCGUAAUUCAAAGCAUAAAAACAUAAUUAAACACUUCACGACACUGCCUGAACAAGUUAUAAUCCAGUCGCACGCGUAUCUGCUCCGACAAAACUACAUUUUUCUAUGCUGCAAUUGAAAAAACAGAUGAAAUUGUUAUUAAAAAAAGACAAGAAGAGUAUUCACUGGAUAAUGUUUACUCAUUGAAAUCAACACUUAAAAGUUAUGUUCUUUAACUACAUCCAUGUAAAUGUCAAUAAGACAAGUUUGUAAAACUACACGGGCGCUGUUCCAUGCAUAUGUAUCUAUAAUUGUAUCUGUGGCAUAUAAACGAACUCGAGGUUUCGUUAGUUUAUAUGGGAUGUUUCCUAUUUAAAAGAUUUAAUUGCACCAUUAUCUCUAAGGGUAGGAAUAAGGAAAGCAAACGUUAUUAAUACGAAAAAUUCGUACAGUGUAAAAUCCCAUUUCUCAACGAUCUCGUUUAUUUUGUAUUAACGGAAACAAUCGAAAAUUUGAGAUAAAAAAUUAAAUAUUAUUUUCUUCGUUUUGUCAUAACUUUGUAAUAAAAUAUUUUCAGAUCCA